Molecule: messenger RNA, 2508 nt
Organism: Myodes glareolus (Bank vole)
Lineage: Eukaryota; Metazoa; Chordata; Mammalia; Rodentia; Cricetidae
Gene: Rab27b
Product: RAB27B, member RAS oncogene family
Molecular function (GO): GTP binding; GTPase activity
Source: RefSeq, a predicted model, not a curated record
GCGGUUGAGUCACUAGCCAGACUGGCCCGAGGUGAGCCAGGCACAUCCGCGUUAGGACUCAGAGACACGCCUUCUUCUCACACAAACCUUCCUGAUCCCAGCCGCCUAGGCGGACUACCGGGUGGUGCUACCAGCCCUGCCACUCACAGUCCGGACAGGCAGAGGUUGGGGACCGCCUGGCGUUGCACCCACUGGGAGCCACAGGUUGCAGACGCAGGGAGCGGUGCCCAUGACAGUGGCUCUGUAAGGCUGCGGGUGCGCGGUGGCUGCUGGUGGGUCCCGGAGCUCGGGAAGACCGAAGCGGCCCUGAAACCUGACACCAGCGCCCUCGCUGUGGCUGUUCCUCGGGCUGGCCUGCCAAGACCAUCACUAUGACUGAUGGAGAUUAUGAUUAUCUGAUUAAACUCCUGGCCCUUGGAGACUCAGGAGUAGGGAAGACCACGUUUCUUUACAGAUACACAGACAAUAAAUUCAAUCCCAAAUUCAUCACUACGGUGGGAAUAGAUUUUCGGGAAAAACGUGUGGUUUACAACACACAGGGAGCAGAUGGAUCUUCAGGCAAAGCGUUUAAGGUGCACCUGCAGCUUUGGGACACUGCUGGCCAAGAGCGGUUCCGGAGUCUGACCACUGCCUUUUUCAGAGAUGCCAUGGGCUUCCUGCUAAUGUUCGACCUCACCAGUCAACAGAGCUUUCUGAAUGUCAGGAACUGGAUGAGCCAACUACAAGCAAAUGCUUACUGUGAAAACCCAGACAUAGUAUUAAUCGGCAACAAGGCAGAUCUGCCAGACCAAAGGGAAGUCAACGAACGGCAAGCCCGGGAGCUGGCUGAAAAAUAUGGCAUCCCAUACUUUGAAACAAGCGCAGCAACAGGACAGAAUGUAGAGAAGUCUGUGGAAAUCCUUCUGGACUUAAUAAUGAAGAGAAUGGAGCAAUGUGUAGAGAAGACGCAGGUCCCGGACACUGUCAACGGUGGAAAUUCUGGAAAGUUGGAUGUAGAAAAGCCAUCAGAAAAGAAAUGUACCUGCUAGAGACUCUUCUAGGAACCCGUGUUGAAGCCUGUGCUCAAACAGUACACCCUGAAAUAAUGCAAACCACAAAGUUGUUGUUGAGUAGAUCUCGAGCGAUGGCAUGUCUUUUCUUCCUGCCCCAAUCUAUUUUAAUAACCCAGAGUAGUCACUAGUAUUAAAAGAACUGUGCUGUCCUCCUGAGUCCCUUCCAAACAAAAGUGAAAAGUUUCCUAAGAUGGUCUCACCAUCAUGGAUGAUUGGUUGUAUUUUUGUAAAGAAGUUGUGUAUAUGAAAAGAGGUAUCAGUGAGUUUUAAAAUUAAGCACAUAUCACUAUCAGCCUGGAGGAAGGACUAGGCUAACUAAAAAACAAUAUGAAAAGAUGAUAUUUGUUCACUGCUGCUUAUAUGGAGUCUGACUCAUACUUCUAUAUUUGCACUGGGGAAGACACCUAACAAACAAUUCCGUGUGGCUCAUUAAUAAGGCCACAUUUGCCCAGUUAGCUGCACUGUUAAGGUUGCGAGUGGGUGAACAUUAGACUUACCGUAGGAAAUUGUGUAAUAAUGCUGUUUGUAUAUUUUUCACAAAUGACAGAAAGACAAGGAUAGGACCAUGGAGGAAAAAGUAUGAGAGACAUUCUCUGAAGAAAAAUGAAACGUGGAAAUAUGGCAGUGGAACAGGUAAAAUUAAAUGGAUCUUUGAGAAAAGUCUGAGAAGGUCACUUAGCCAAAUUUCACUGAAGCAGAUUAGAAGCUGAGACUGAAAAUGCCUCCAAGGCUCCAAUUCAAAUGAUUCAGACUUUUAGCACCGUCAAGGUCACAUUUUACUUCUAUUUUUCUAUCAAAUUCUUAUGGAGUCACAAGAAAAAAUAAAUCAUAUUUAUUGAAUAUACCUUACAAAUGUAGUCAAGAAAACUUAAGAUUUAGUCUUAAUGUUUCUAAAUAAAAAAAAAUUGUUGGUGGUAGAAAAUAACGAGUGAUUGUUAAUUGUGGGUUUUGCUUCCUUUCAAAGCAACUAGAAAUUCUAAGUUGUCUUUUCCCUCUUAACCACACUCAUCCCUGUGUCAAAGCAAUUACAGCAAUGGAUGUAUGUUCAUGGAUCAAUAACUCCAAAAUAAUUAUGAACCAGUAACUAUGGUCCUGCUGGAUUUUCACGCCAUCAGUCACCAGAAAUUGGUGAUGCCUCCUUCUUUGUUAUAAUGUUUUUCUUUUGUCAAGAGGAAAAAUAACUAGAGUUGAGAUGUUCUUUAGAAAAUAACAAGGAUGGAUCUGUGUUCGUCUCACUAAAGCUAUAGUCGGGGGCUUUAUUUUUCCUUGAAGCUGUCUUUUCUUCCUGGAAUUAAGCACAGAAUUAUUUACCUUUGACUUAUUCUUAUCAUUGUGAAGACUCAUAUUGUGUUAGUUUUUGUUAAUGUUAAUUUGGCGCACAUAUAAGCCAAUCCUAUCAAAGUGGUAUUUAAAUUUUUUAAUCAAUCUUACCAAUAACAAAGACCAAUUGCUUCGA